AUGACUAUUUUUGACGAGAUAGCCGAGAAAACCGGUGACGAUCAGUGGGAAGAGUGGAAAAAUCAGGUUCUCGGCGCAAGAGACGAAAUUGCUGCAUUUGUCGCCAGUCGUCGGCAAGGGGACGAGGCUAGAGAGUUUAUUAACUGGUUUGAGGGCUCCUUCAAUUUCUGUCUCCAGAUCCUCAAAUUCCUUCACGAGCAGACUACGAUUCCUGUCCCACGACUAAUAAGCUGGGUGUUAACAGAGAACAGUCCGCAGAAGUUUGGACCGUUCAUUAUCUCGGAUUUUGUUAAGAGAGUUCACUUGUCUAAUAUCCUAAAGGACCCCGCCAAUCGACAGAGGCUCUACUUGAACCCAAAUAUCGAUAGACGAACACUAGACAUUAUCUUCGAUCAAAUCGCCGAUAUCAUGCUUCAGCUCUUCCAAUUCAAUUUCGACCACAUCGGAGCCAUCUUAAAGGACCCUGCGUCAAACGCAUGGUCUGUUACUAGAAGACCUCUAACCUACAGCAUGAACGAGUUGGCAACUACCGCCUUCUACCCUAUCGAUAAAUUCCCUACCGCUCCGUUUAAAUCUUUAACCCAGCGCAACCUCUCCACCAACGCAGAGAAUGCUCGGGAGCGGUAUAUUGCUCGUCAUUUGUUUGCACAGCUGGUCAACAAGUACUACAUCGACGACGACUACAUCGACGACGACUACAGGCCUUUUAAACUCUUCUGCGACGACUUCCGCCCCCAGAACAUACUCGUGGACCCGAAGACGCUCCGCAUCACCGCCGUGCUUAAUCUCGAGUUUACAAAUACCAUACCAGCCCAGUUCUCGCACAAGCCGCCGUGGUGGUUACUGCUAGCGGGGCCGGACUCGUAUCUUUUCCGAGGUCACACCAUAGAGGAAUUCGUAGCGGCCUUCGAGCCCCGUUUGGAGCAGUUCCUGCAAGCAAUGCAACGGUUUAACUACGCGGCACGGAAGCCGUUCGACGUUGACGUCCUCUUUGACAACUGCUUGAAGGAGGGUGGCGCUGGUGUUGAGUGGCUGGACGAGGAGGCGCGUGUAGGGUUGGAGCCGUUCGUCCAGAUGAAGAUGAAGCAGUCGAAGGCAAAUGACAGCGAUUGCACGAAGUUUCUUUAAGGAGUUUGGUAGCAUUGUACCGUUCGUCAUCUGAGGUAAGUUUUCCAUCCUGCAAUCGCCUAGCAUCAUCAUAGGCUGCCGCCACACCACAUGAACUGUUCAAAGGUAUGUUAUUGAGGGUCGUCCGGUGGAGAAGGACAUUCUGUUUGUGGAAUGCACG
Messenger RNA from Trematosphaeria pertusa, 1288 nucleotides. Its product is annotated as phosphotransferase enzyme family protein-like protein. The record is from RefSeq and is a predicted model, not a curated record. NCBI's taxonomy places the organism in Eukaryota, Fungi, Ascomycota, Dothideomycetes, Pleosporales, Trematosphaeriaceae. The coding region runs from base 1 to 1128 and encodes 375 amino acids. The transcript has 4 exons.